UGCAGGGCGGGCGAGAGGCGGCCGCUCCGCCGGGCAGCGCGGGCGGGGGGACAGCGGUGACGGAAAGCGGCAGCUGGGGGGGACGGCGGCGCUGGGUUAAUUUCCCACCCCCCCUUCCCCCCCGCCUCCCCGGCCGGAGGAAGAUGGAGCUCGGUUAGUAAGGGCUUGCGGGAGGAGCAGCGGGAGCAGAUACAUGAUACUGCAGAGCUUCAAAAUCACAAAUAAAAUCAUCUGGACAAUUGCCUCCUGUCUUCCUAAAUAGGUAAACAUAUUAGAAACAGAAACAGGGGCCUACCUACCUCAUUCCUGGAGAAAGUGAGUUCGCUGGUGUGAACGCCUGCCUCUUUUGCUUCACCAAAAUGAGAUAGGGCAUGCAGGAGAGAAGGGAGAUUUUUGCAAAUAGAAUUUACCAUGAUUUCUCAGGGGACAAAAUUUUGCUUAUUCAUACCUUCUACUGUGGCAAAAAUGGAUUGUUUUACUCACCAAAAACCAGCAGCAUAAUGCUCAUCUGACACAUGCCAGUCUGUUAUGGAUGCCUUCUAGCCAACCAGCAAGUCCUGCUGCUGCAUGUCUGGCAGCAUCUCUGAAUGAUCACAUGACUCUUGAUAUGGAUGCAGUUCUGUCAGACUUUGUUCGGUCCACAGGGGCAGAACCAGGUCUGGCAAGAGAUUUACUGGAAGGCAAAAACUGGGACUUGACAGCAGCUUUGAAUGACUAUGAGCAGCUCCGGCAGGUUCACACUGCCAACCUACCACAGGUGUUCAACGAGGGCAAAUACUACAAGCAGCAGGAGCCAGAGCAGCCUCCCCAGGUGACAAAGGUUGAGCGGCCCUGCCUGCAAAGGCAGGAUGACAUUGCUCAAGAAAAGCGGCUUUCCAGAGGUAUUUCUCAUGCCAGCUCAGCCAUAGUCUCCCUUGCUCGAUCACAUGUAGCAAAUGAGUGCAACAAUGAACAGUUUCCUUUGGAAAUGCCCAUCUACACAUUCCAGCUACCAGACCUUAGCGUGUACAGUGAAGACUUCAGAAGCUUCAUUGAACGUGACUUAAUUGAGCAGGCAACAAUGGUUGCUUUGGAGCAAGCAGGACGACUAAACUGGUGGUCCACGGUGUGUACAAGCUGCAAACGUCUUCUUCCCUUAGCUACAACAGGUGAUGGAAACUGCCUCUUGCAUGCUGCAUCUUUAGGGAUGUGGGGAUUUCAUGACCGGGACCUUGUUUUACGUAAAGCACUCUAUACUAUGAUGAGAACAGGAGCUGAAAGAGAAGCACUGAAAAGAAGAUGGAGAUGGCAACAGACUCAGCAGAAUAAGGAGUCAGGUUUAGUGUAUACAGAAGAAGAAUGGGAGCGGGAGUGGAAUGAACUGCUUAAACUGGCAUCAAGCGAGCCUCGCACGCACUUCAGCAAAAAUGGAGGCACUGGUGGUGGAGUUGAUAACUCAGAAGAUCCAGUGUAUGAAAGCUUAGAAGAGUUCCAUGUUUUUGUCUUAGCUCAUAUUUUGAGAAGACCUAUUGUUGUAGUAGCAGACACUAUGUUACGAGACUCAGGGGGAGAAGCAUUUGCACCUAUACCAUUUGGAGGAAUUUAUUUGCCACUUGAAGUUCUACCAAACAGAUGCCAUUGCUCACCACUUGUGCUAGCCUAUGAUCAGGCCCAUUUCUCUGCUCUUGUUUCCAUGGAACAAAAAGAUCAACAGAGAGAGCAAGCGGUGAUCCCCCUGACUGACUCUGAACACAAGUUACUGCCUUUGCACUUUGCAGUCGAUCCUGGGAAAGACUGGGAGUGGGGAAAAGAUGACAAUGAUAACACCAGACUGGCCAAUUUGAUUCUGUCUCUUGAGGCAAAGCUUAAUCUUCUACACAGCUAUAUGAAUGUAACAUGGAUACGCAUACCAUCUGAGACACGGCAGGCCCCUUUGGCUCAACCAGAAUCCCCUACGGCUUCAGCCGGGGAAGACGUUCAGUCUCUGGCUGACUCAAUGGACUCGGACCGAGAUUCCAUCUGUAGUAAUUCCAAUGGCAAUAAUGGCAAAAGCAGUAAAGAAAAAGAAAAGGACAAACAGAGGAAAGAUAAAGACAAAACCAGGACGGAUUCAGUUGCAAAUAAAAUAGGAAGCCUCAGUAAAACCUUGGGAAUUAAAUUGAAAAAGAAUAUGGGUGGUCUUGGAGGCCUGGUACAUGGCAAAAUGAGCAGAGCUAAUUCAGGGAAUGGAAAAAACGGUGACACAGUAGAGAAAGUCAAAGAGAAGAAGUCUAAGUCUCGAAAAGGGAGCAAAGAGGAAUCUGGACAGUCUGCAAGCACUUCUCCAUCUGAAAAGACCACUCCAUCACCGACUGACAGAGCUAGCAACUCACCCACUGAAAAGAUGAACACCAAAUCCUUCUCUGACAAGCAGUCUGACCCAUGGAAGUACAGCACUGACGUGAAACUCAGCCUAAAUAUUUUGAGAGCUGCUAUGCAGGGUGAACGAAAGUUUAUUUUUGCUGGCCUUCUGCUGACCAGUCACAGGCAUCAGUUCCAUGAGGAGAUGAUAGGCUAUUACUUGACCAGUGCACAGGAGCGUUUCAAUGCAGAACAGGAACAGAAAAGAAAGGAUGCUGAAAAGAAGGCUGCACUGAAUGGGUCAUCUAGUAGGAAACUUGAGUCAGAAGCGUACUCAAAAGAAAAAUUAGAAACAUCUCCUCAGGACAGGGCAUCACCCAUCUUGCCGCAAAGCCAUACAACUCAGCUGGUUUUAAAAUUUAAAGAUCGCACUAGUCCCACUCCUGGGUCAUUUUCUUCACCUAGUAAUGGUGCUAAGAAAAGUGGACCCAUUCCAGUGUCUGCCCACUAUAGCCAUACGCCACCUGUUCAAAGGCAAAGCGUCAUCCAUUUGCAUGAUGUCAACUCCAAGCCAUCGAGCUUCCAAGAUGAUACCUACAAGCCAGUAGUUGGCACCUUAAAAACUUGUGCCACCUAUCCUCAACAAAACAGAUCACUGUCUUCUCAGAGCUAUAGCCCAGCCCGGAUCUCUGGCAUCCGUACAGUGAACACGGUGGAAUCGCUGAGCUAUGCCAUGCCUACUGAACACAAGUCGCAGACAUACACAAAUGGAUUCAAUACUGGUGAUAUUAGAGACUGCUUAGAAUAUGCUGAUGAGGAUGCUCCUCAGACCUGGUUGAACAAUGAUAAAAACCAAGGCAGAAGCACAGUUUGCCCAAUAUAUUCCAUCCAGCAGAACCGCUGUAAGAAGGAGAACUGUUCCUUUUAUGGUCGUCCUGAGACUGACAAUUACUGUUCAUACUGCUACAAAGAAGAGCUAAAGCGCAGGGAGAGGGAAAGCAAGGGACACCGGCAUUGAGGAUUCUUCCAUGACUACUUAGUUUUACCGUUUUCUUACUUUCAAAGUAAACAGUGUUGAAUUGCAGUAAAAGGAAUCCUUAAAGAAAGAAUAAAGGAUUGAUGAGUAAAUAGUGUCUAGCUUUUCGCUUUUCCGGGGCAAUGAGGAAAUAAUAGGAUUAAUUUAUCAUAAAAAAAAAUAUAUAAUUUUCCAUUUUGUCAGUGUCUUUUUUACACAUACUGGUAAGCUGAAGGGUUGUUUACUCCUUUGUCAGUGCUGUGUAUAUGUUUGGUCAAAAAUUUACUAAUGGUGCCUGAAUUUACACUGACAUCACUCAGGUAGUAGAAUGAUAGGGGAAAGUCAUAAUACCAGAGCUGUGGUGUUGUAGUAGGAUAGUAUCUGUCUUGCAGACAUUUGAAACUCUAUAGCUAUUAUGAAAGUAUUUUUUCCUCAGUGAAACCUAAACUUUUCAUAGCCUUUUCUUUUCAGGAGGGUAGUGAUUUUUUGCAUACUGCACAUUUUUAACAUGGCAGCAUAUUGCAUUGCAACUAAUAUUUGUACUCCAGUCUGAAAUUGAAUUAGCCUGGGAAAAUGGGAAUGAAAGGUCUGAAUUCAUGAGGGCUGUUGCUCUUUGGAAUUUUAAGUCCUUACCAGUUAUUUUCCAUAAAAAGUAGAUGUGAGCCACUUUUAUUUGUACUGAAUUUUUAAACAGGUUUUAUAGAAAACUACUUUAUGACUUGCAAGACUUCACAUCACCUGAAUUUCAGUAGCUUUUUCGUUGCUGUUAUAAUAGAGAGAAAUGGC
This is a messenger RNA of Dryobates pubescens (Downy woodpecker), 4120 nucleotides long. RefSeq names its product OTU deubiquitinase 7A (gene OTUD7A). Lineage: Eukaryota; Metazoa; Chordata; Aves; Piciformes; Picidae. The record is from RefSeq and is a predicted model, not a curated record. Gene Ontology annotation, molecular function: K63-linked polyubiquitin modification-dependent protein binding; cysteine-type deubiquitinase activity; zinc ion binding. Gene Ontology annotation, cellular component: cytoplasm; nucleus. Bases 533 to 3337 code for a protein of 934 amino acids. The transcript has 15 exons. Gene Ontology annotation, biological process: protein K63-linked deubiquitination; protein K11-linked deubiquitination; protein deubiquitination involved in ubiquitin-dependent protein catabolic process.